Messenger RNA from Belonocnema kinseyi, 2467 nucleotides. Its product is annotated as nucleolar complex protein 4 homolog B. The transcript has 6 exons. The record is from RefSeq and is a predicted model, not a curated record. Bases 180 to 1736 code for a protein of 518 amino acids. Gene Ontology annotation, cellular component: small-subunit processome; Noc4p-Nop14p complex; nucleolus. NCBI's taxonomy places the organism in Eukaryota, Metazoa, Arthropoda, Insecta, Hymenoptera, Cynipidae. Gene Ontology annotation, biological process: ribosome biogenesis.
GAGCUGGUGCAGGAAUCGAGGAGGACGAAAAGAAAAGCCAUUUUCAAAUGUGACGUAUACGUGUAUACCUGCCUCACUUAUGGACUCGACCCAACCCUCAUGAACCAUGCGCCAUUCUGGAUUCUGCUAGAUCUGAAUCUGAAUCUUUACUUGCCUUUACUUUAGUCGACACAACGGCCAUGGCGGGUCCCGGUAUGUCCUCGUCGCAAAAAAUUACGACGAGGCUUUUGCGUCAGAAGGCCCAAGAUUUCAUGUUGUCAAGAAAACAUGCCAACAACCUGGUGGAUAUCAUCGGCCAGUGGGAUGAGUCCAGUACUUCCUGCAUUCUCAUCCUGGAGUCGAUCUUUGUCCAGGUUCUCAAGCGAGGUGAUAUGUACCAGGAAAAAACGAUAUCAUUGGCCAUUUCUGAACCAAGUCCCGAGGCAAGAUACGUGAGUUGGUUGCGUAACUGUUACGAGGAAAUUUGGGAAAAGCUGCUAACUUCAAUUGAAAGAUGUCGACCUGCAGUUCAACUUCAAGCUCUGUCGACGGGCAUCAAAUUAACUGCAGAAGAAGGGAAGUUCCCGUUGGAGCCCAUUGGAGAUCUAAAUUAUUACUUUCCAUUGCAUCGAUUAAAACCUUUGCUGAUGGCGCUUUUGUCUCCAGAAAAAGACAAUGCUAAUUUAAUUGCCAGAUUUGAAGAAAUCUCUAACUACCCUGACGCCCUUUAUUAUACGUACAAAUGCCUUCCGUCACUUACUCCAAAGAGACAGCCUCGAGAAAUUUAUAUUAAGAAUUUAUUAGAACUCAUACACAAGUUGCCUUUACAAAAAGAUAUGGAAGAAGGAGAGUCGUCUAAAAACAAGGAACUGUUAUGUGGACCUCAGCAAGGUUCAGUUUUCACGUGGGAUUAUUCGAAUGCGAGGCGAGCCUUGAACAAAGUAUGGGCAUGUGUAAUGCACUGGGAAUUGACGCCUCAGUUACAUAAACAACUUCUUAUCGUUUUGCUAGAAAGGGUCAUGCCCCAUCUCGAAAAAGCAGUAUUACUAACAGAUUUUCUAAUGGAUUCUUUGGAUGCCGAUGGUCCCAUCGGUCUUCUUGCUCUGCAAGGAGUCUUUAUUCUGGUCACAAAACAUAACCUGGAGUACCCGAACAUAUUUACUAAGCUGUAUUCUAUGUUCGAACCAGAAAUCUUUCACACAAAGUACAAGGCUCGAUUGUUCUAUCUCUCUGAUCUUUUCCUUAGUUCUACACAUUUGCCAGAAGCUUUGGUGGCUGCAUUUGCUAAACGGUUGUCACGGUUAACUCUGGUGGCGCCGGCUGAGGACAUCAUCAUAAUUCUACUUUUCGUGGGCAAUCUUCUUCUGAGGCAUCCUGGACUAAAGCGCCUGAUAGAUCAUCCACAAAAUGGAGAAGUAGUUUCGGAAGAAGGAGCCGGUGCAGGAGAUCCUUUCUUGAUGGAGGAACGUGAUCCCCUCCGAAGCAAUGCACUUCUCAGCAGCCUCUGGGAAAUCAAAGCCCUGCAGUGCCAUAUUUUACCUAGUGUUGCAACAGCGGCGAGAUUUAUUCGCGAUCCACUGCCUUCCGUGGAAUAUGAUAUGGCGACCGCUCUUGAGCGAACCGGUGGACACAUAUUCGAACGUGAAUUAAAAAACAAAGUAAAAGAUAUUAUGCUAACUUUCGAACGACCAACCUCGAUGGCUUUACCAAAAGGCGAAAGACUACUUCAGUACUGGCAACUCACAACUAUGCACUGAUCGAUUAAAUUCAACAAUUAAUUGGUGCAAUACUCUUCGAAAUCGAUGUAAAAAGCGACACAAAAACUUUUGCCGAAGUAUUAUACUGUCACAUACUAGAGAAGUAUCUCUAAGGCGAAAAAACAUCGCUAGCUAAAUUAAAAGUAACGAAGCGGACGAAUAUAAAACAAAAUAGUCAUCUUUAAACAUGAAAAACAUUCUUUUCGAAAGGACGAUUGGAAUUAAGGUGAAAUUUUUAAAGCACUUUUUCUAUAUUUUUAAAAGUAAUUCCAUCUUUAUCAACUUUAAAGCUUAUCAAAUUUGUUAUAUAACUGCUAUCCGAAUUAUUUUUCUAGCACGUAAAAAAAAAUGGAUUAGGCAAGUGGUGCGCGCGAGAGCAGAUUGAAUCUGUAUAGAAGCACAAACUAUGUGGUGAUACUCUUGUAUUCUUUAAUGUUACAGUGUCAAGACCAGUUUUGUUUUGUUUUACUUGUUUUUUUUCUGAGUUAUAUUAAACAACAGGACAGAAUCGAUAACCCCAGUUAUUCAUGUAUGUACCGAGUACAGGUUGAAAGUCAUCGCGAAAGAGACUGAUUCUUGUAAAGUAAACUCAAGUAUGUGAUAAUCGGUAACAGAAAUGCGAACAUGUAGAUAAAUUAUUGAAUCUGUAGUUACUAAUUAGUAACACAUUACUAUAGUAAAACCAUUUAUACACAUGUGUGUGAAAUAAUAAAAGUAAUAUUUUAAUUUAA